Fonsecaea multimorphosa CBS 102226 is the source of this 402-nucleotide messenger RNA. RefSeq lists its product as uncharacterized. NCBI's taxonomy places the organism in Eukaryota, Fungi, Ascomycota, Eurotiomycetes, Chaetothyriales, Herpotrichiellaceae. Bases 1 to 402 code for a protein of 133 amino acids. The record is from RefSeq and is a predicted model, not a curated record. The transcript has a single exon.
AUGCGCCUUCCCGGCAUCCUGGCUACUCUAGCCCUGGCCGCGGCCACCGGUCCCCGUGUUGUCAGCGCCCAGGACCUGGACUCGCUGGUAGCGGAAGCGACGUCUCUGGUGUCGAGCGCGGCGUCCAUCAUCGGCACAGACACGGCCACGGAGCCGCUCAUCACGAGCGUCGAGUCCGCCAUCCAGAGCGCCACUAGCGCCUUGUCCCUAACCGGCUCGCAGGGGAGUCUGGUCUCGUCAUACAUCUCCGAGGCGAGUACCGCUCUAGCUUCCGCCACGACGUCGGCAGCGGCUGCGACAACAGCGGCAAGCAGCACCGGUGGAGCUGCUGAUACGGCGGUCCGGUCGGCUAGGGGUAUCUUUGUGCCAGCGUUCGUGGUGGGAGUUGCUGCACUAUUGUAG